GUGGUUGGUUUAACUUUGGAUCUCACCUAUGGUUCUCUUUACUGGCUUGUGCAAGAUAGUCUAUGCCUAAGCCUAUACAGAGUUUCUCUUUGCAAAGAAGGCUGUGGUAAUGGCAUUGUCACAGCAUUUGCAUCGUGGAGUACUUCAGAAAUAUCUCAGGGUACAUUGGAUUACUGCAGUGGUCGUCUGUUUUGGAUUAAUAGUCUUCAGUUUAUUACAACUCAGGAGGUCCAUCAGAGCCUUAGCAUUCCCUUCUCACAACCAGCAGAGUUUGCAGCCUUUACCCUUGUGCACACAUCACUUAAACCUUUGCCAGGAAAAUUUUAUUUUACACCAAAAGUGAUUCCAGAUUCAGUGCCAGAGUCUUCCUUCAGGAUUAAAGGAAAUUCUUCAAGUUUUCACAUCACUUGGAGUCCUUCCACAAAUGCAGAAUGGGGAAGUGUCUUUUACUGUGUGGGAUCAAAAGCUCUACAAGUGAGGACUUUGGAGAGUGAACAGUGCCUCUAUCCCCAUAAUCUGACAGUGCCAACCUAUGGAGUUGAUUCGCUAGAACCAUUUGCACUCUUUGAUUUUAAUGUCACUCCAUACACAUACUGGGGCAAGGCACCAACAACAUCUCUAUUUCUUCGAGCUCCUGAAGGAGUUCCUUCAGCCUCUAUGAACCCUAGAAUAUAUGUGUUGCGACAUAACCUACAUAAAAGUGAAGAGAAAGUCCUUGUGGAGUUCAGGUGGGACAGGCCUGAAAGGGACAAUGGAGUAUUAAUGCAGCUCAGAGUUUACUAUCGUCAGAAUGGCACUGCUGACGCUUUCACAGAGUGGAACACAAGCAACAUAAAACCAAUCCUGAUGCUCUUUUCUCUCAGGGAUGUGCUUCCUAGCCUCACUGUAAGGUUUCAGGUGCAAGCCUUCACCUCUGUGGCUCCAGGACCUUUGUCUGCUGUAGCAGAGAGGAAUUCAUCAGAUCUCUUCCCUGUCCCAACUCUUAUAACUGUUUCUGACAACAAGUUGUUUCUUACUGACAUAGACAAUAAUCAUACCAUAUGGGAACUUUCAGCAAAGACAAAUGUAAAGGACAUCUGUUAUACUGCUAAUGAUGACAAUCUGUACUAUAUUGUAGAAGAUUCUCUUAUUCUUCUGAAUAUACAGACUACUUCAAAGUUUCAGUUUUUCAAAGAUGCAUAUCUUCACAACACCAUAGCCAUCACAGUUGACUGGAUUGCAAGACGCCUCUUUGUUGCCCUGAAAAUGCCAUGGAAUGAAACUCAAAUAUUUGUUAUUGAUCUUGAGCGCAAGAUAAAAUCUCUAAAAGCAUUGAACAUACAGUUGGGUAAAAGUAAUUCAACAGUAUCAUCUCUGUUGUCAUAUCCUUUUUUAAGCCUCUUGUACUGGAUGGAAGAGCUUGAUUAUGGCAGCUGCAUGUUUUAUUAUGAUAUUCUGAGUAACAUCAUGCACCACAUUUUGGGAUACCUAUCAGUAGAAGAACAGAGGAGGAACUACUGCACUUGUAACAUGGCAGAUGCAGAGCCUGGAAGACCCGUGAGUAUUGAUUUGUCUGAUUCCAAGAAUCCCUAGCUGCUGUCUAUUAGAGGAAGAGAUGAAAUAUGGGCCUCAGAUGUGGAUGGUUGCCACUGCUGGAGAAUUACCAAAAUACCAAGUUUUCAAGGUAAGAAAAUUGGCAGCUUGACUGUAGAUAAGAAAUUUAUAUUCUGGAGCACUGAAACAAAGGAAUACACUGAAAUUUGGCUAACAAAUAAAGAAAGUAGAAGAAACUUUCUUCAGAAGAGAGCAAGUAAUGAGCUAAAAAUCUUAUCCUACAGCUCAGUGGUGUAAUGGUAUCCAGAUAAAAGAUGCCUGAUUCGUUUGCCAGACACUGAGAAACCUACUAUCCUUGAUAUGAUGAACACUAGUUUUACGUUAAGCUUGCCAUCUGUCACACCACAGCAGCUAUGUCCCAGCAUAUUGCAGCCUACGCCAACAUAUCUGGUAUUGCUCGGACAAAUGCCUAACAACCUCAGCAACUCAAGCUACCGUUUGUCUUCUCUACAGCAAAAAACAUUGGAAUUUCAGGGUCCUAUAGCCAUCAUAGACAACCUACAGCCAUUUUCAAGUUACGUCAUACAAGUUGCAGUGAAAAACUUCUAUUUAGAAGGAAAAGAGACAAUUGACACAACUCUAUAUGGAGUACCAGAGGCAGUUGAUUCCAUUAAAACAGUGGUUUUGCCUGACACCACUAUAAACAUAUCUUGGAGUGAACCUUUGAAGCCAAAUGGGCCUCUAGAAUCCAUCUGCUUUCAAAUCUCUGUUAAUUUAUUACGUCCUGUCCCAGAGACACCCUUGAGAAAAAGUGAAUUUCCCAAUGGGAUGCUUGCCUGGUCUGUCAGUGGGCUUCCAUCAGGAAGAAACAAUUUAUUCAAGGUUCUUGCUUUUCACCCCGAUGAGGAUUGGUUUUCCAAAAGUGCCCCUGUUAUUGCAAAAACUUUUGAGCCUCCACCUGCACCUGUCAACACAGUUCCCAGAAAUACCAGUUUCGAGCUAGAAUGGAGAGCUCCUCUGCAUGUCAAUGAAACCAGCUUCUGGUAAACGGCAAACAAAUGUGACUGGUUUUCUCCUGCAAGCACUACGUGCACAGCAGAUCUUGUUUACAUGUGCAGUCUCACAGGAACUCUUCCUUCAACGAGUUACUUUGUAGGAGUAACAGUAGUUUAUGUUACAGGAGUGAAAAGCACUUCCCCUUCAACAAGCUUUAAAACUACAGCUGGUGUUCCCAGUAAGCCAGGAGUUCCAAAAGGAGAAGAAGACACUAAAAACUCUGUACAGUGCAAAAAGGCUGAUGACAAUGGAAGCAACCUGACCUACUACCUCUUAGAAAGCAGGAAACAGUCUGACAACACCAACAAAGUGAAGUCCUUGUGGAAGGUAGUUUACAAUGGCUCCUGUACCAGUAUUUGCACAUGGAAGGCCAAGAACUUAGAAGGAACUUUCCAGUUCAGAGCAGCAGCUGCAGAUAUGCUGGGACUUGGUGAAUACAGUGACACAAGUAAGGAUAUGGUUUUGGGUGAAGAUACUAUUAUGUCCCCAGGCACCACCAUUGCCAUUGUUGCUGUGAUCAGAGUUGUUGUGCUGGGCUUGACUGUGGUCAUGCUGUUUGGUUUUGUAUGGCACCAAAGAUGGAAAUCCAGAAAACAGGCCUUGCCUGGACAGAUAGUGUUUGUCAAGGAGGAUAAAGAAUUAGCUGAACUCAGGGGGACAGCUGAGACAGUGGGACUAGCCAAUGCCUGUUAUGCUGUAAGCACUCUUCCUUCUCAAGCAGAGAUUGAAUCUUUGCCAGCUUUUCUUUGGGACAAACUGAACUUACACAAAUUGUUAGGAAGUGGAGCAUUUGGAGAGGUAUAUGAAGGGACUGCAGUAGAUAUCCUGGCAGAAGGAAGUGGAGAAUCCAAAGUAGCAGUCAAGACUUUGAAGAAGGGUGCCACAGACCGCAAGAAGAGUGAAUUCUUAAAGGAGGCACACUUAAUGAGUAAAUUCAAUCACCCCCACAUUCUGAAGUUACUUGGCAUGUGCCUGUUAAAUGAACCUCAGUACCUUAUGCUGGAGCUGAUGGAAGGAGGGGAUCUACUUAGCUAUUUACGAGGAGCCAGAAAGCAGAAGCUCCAGAGUCCCUUAUUGACAGUGACUGACCUCUUGGAUAUAUGUUUGGAUAUUUGCAAAGGCUGUGUCUAUUUAGAGAAAAUGCAUUUUAUACACACGGACGUGGCUGCUCCCAACUGCCUUGUGUGUGAGAAGAAAUAUGAGAGCUCCUCCCGGGUAGUAAAGAUUGGUGAUUUUGGACUCGCUAGAGAUAUCUAUAAAAAUUAUUAUUACAGGAAAAGAGAAGAAGGCCUAGUACCUGUCAGAUGGAUGGCUCCUGAAAGCCUCAUUGGUGGUAUCUUUACGAAUCACUCUGAUGUCUGGGCGUUUGGAGUCUUAGUGUGGGAAACAUUAACUUUGGUUCAACAGCCAUGUCCAGGUUUCUCCAGUACAGAAGUUUUACACCAUGUACGAUCAGGAGGAAGGCUGGAAUCUCCAAACAAUUGUCCUGAUGACCUAUGUGAUUUAAUGACAAGAUGCUGGGCCCAAGAACCUCACAACAGACCUACUUUCUCUUACAUUCAGGACAAACUGCAAGAGAUAAGACACUCUCCACUGUGUCUCAUCCACUACCUUGAAGACAAAGAGGCAGCAAUUGCAGUCAUCAACCAAGAGUUUGAAGAUAGUGAUGUUCCGUGUGCAGAUUUGGACAGUAUUCUUUCAGCCAUGCUAAUUGAAACAAGGGAUCAAGAGGGCUUAAAUUAUUUGGUAUUAGUCAAAGAAGGCAAUCAAGACGAAGGAAGCAUCAAUUCUGCUGAACU
This is a messenger RNA of Pterocles gutturalis (yellow-throated sandgrouse), 4388 nucleotides long. It is a transcript of the gene ROS1, whose product is annotated as ROS proto-oncogene 1 , receptor tyrosine kinase. Lineage: Eukaryota; Metazoa; Chordata; Aves; Pterocliformes; Pteroclidae. The record is from RefSeq and is a predicted model, not a curated record. Gene Ontology annotation, cellular component: membrane; signaling receptor complex. Gene Ontology annotation, biological process: protein phosphorylation; positive regulation of kinase activity; multicellular organism development. Gene Ontology annotation, molecular function: ATP binding; protein binding; transmembrane receptor protein tyrosine kinase activity.